GGAAACCAAAUCGGCCUCCAAUCUGGUUGCAGAUAUGAAAGAUGAAGAAGACCGGUACCGUUCAAGGACUCUGAGCACUCUAUUCAACACACACUAUUAAUUCACUAGACUUUAGAUGUGAAUUGAUUUUAAUCUACUCUCUGUAUCUCUCUUACAGGUCUGAAGGGGAGGACUCUCAGGCUAAAAUCAAAUGCUUCAGGUAUCUGGGUUAUUCAUUGACAACAAACUGGCAACCUUAAUUGGUAUUAUGUGAAUUUAAAUAAGGUAGAGUUAUAUGUGUAAGUGGAAUAUCCUAUGUAAUUAUCGUGUAAUAGGCUAGUAAAUACAUGCAGUUAUGGAUGGAAAAUAAAAUAUGGCAGUGUGGGUGAAAUACAGUAUUUCCAAAAACUUGGUGAAUCAACUACAUCCAAGGAUUGCAGUGCCUUCAGAAAGUAUUCUCACCCCUUGACUUUUCCACAUUUUGCUAUUAGAGCCUGAAUUUAAAAUGGAUUACAUUGAUAUUUAUUUGUCACUGGCCUACACACAAUACCCCAUAAUGUCAAAGUGGAACUAUGUUUUUCACAUUUUUUACAAAUUAAUAAAACAUUUAAACUGACAUUUUUGAGUCAGUAAGUAUUCAACCCCUUUGCUUAAAGCUGCAGUAUGUACAUUUUUGGGCGACGCGACCAAAUUCAAAUAGAAAUGUGAGUUACAUAUCUGCCAUUCUCAUUGAAAGCAAGUCUAAGAAGCGGUAGAUUUGUUCUAUGUGCGCUAUUUCUAUGCAUCCCGUUCUUGAGUUUCGUUUUGAGUCUUUUACUUUCGGUUUUGUACACCAGCUUCCUAACAGCUGAAAAUACUAUGUUUUUGGUUAUGGAAAAUAUAUUUCACAGUGGUUUAGAUUGUACAAUGAUUCUCUACACUAUACUUGCUUGUUUUGUCACAAACUCAAAUUAGUCUAACUAUUAGAAUUUUAGCAACCAGGAAAUGGCGGAACCAUUUCUGCGUAGUGCACCUUUGAACAAGUCACAUAAUAAGUUGCAUGGACUCACUCUGUGUGCAAUAAUAGAGUUUAACAUGAUUUUUGAAUGACUAGCUAAUUUCUGUACCCAACACAUAAUUAUCUGUAAGGUCCCUCAGUCGAGCAGUGAAUUUCAAACACAGAUCCAACCACAACCUGAAAAUGGUUGUCUAGCAAUGAUCAACAACCAGUUUGAGAGCUUGAAGAAUUUCGGAAAGAAUAAUGGGAAAAUGUUGCACAAUCCAGGUGUGGAUCAAUCAAUCAAAUGUAUUUAUAAAGCCCUUUUUACAUCAGCAGAUGUCUUAGCGACUUACCCAGAAAGACACACAGCUGUAAUCGCUGCCAAAGGUGCUUCUACAAAGUAUUGACUCUGGUGUGAAUACUUAUGUAAAAUCGAUAUUUCUGUAUUUAACUUUCAAUAAAUGUGCAAACAUUUCUAAAAACAUGUUUUCACUUUAUCAUUAUGGGGUAUUGUGUGUAGAUGGGAGAUAUUAAAAAAAAAUAUUUAAUCAAUUUUGAAUUCAGACUGUAACACAACAAAAUGUGGAUUAAGUCAAGGAGUAUGAAUAAUGUAAGUGGAUAAUGUUAGGUUGAAUUUUGAGAACACUAUCCCAUAGCUCAGUUGGUAGAGCAUGGCGUUUGCAACGCCAGGGUUGUGGGUUCGUUUCCCACGGGGGGCCAGUAUGAAAAAAAUGUAUGCACUCAAUAACUGUAAGUCGCUCUGGAUAAGAGCGUCUGCUAAAUUACAAAAAAAAAUCAUGAGAGACAAUGGGUUCACCACAUCAGGUGUCAUUGCGAGUCUCUCUCUCUCUCCAGGGAACCUCACAGCCAGAUCGAGAAGCGGCGGCGGGACAAGAUGAACAACCUGAUCGACGAGCUGUCGGCCAUGAUCCCCACCUGUAACCCCAUGUCCCGCAAGCUGGACAAACUCACUGUGCUCAGGAUGGCUGUGCAGCACCUCAAAUCCCUCAAAGGUAGCCUGCUGUACAGUUGGUUGGCCUGCUCACCCACUUAAUGCUUUACAAAUAUGAGGUGAACUUAAGUAAUGUGAGUUAAUACUGUACUAAUACGAGGUAAUACUUUAUUUAUACUAAUACUGUCUUAGGAGACAUGGUGAUAGUUUAACCGCCAACUGUCACCUUGUCUUAGAUAGUUUUGGGUAAUUUGAAGUCACAAAUGUUGCAGUAUAUUGUACUUACUGUAAACCUGAUAUUAUUGUUAUGAAGAAAAGGCACAAGUAUAUUUAUUUAUUUAUUUGUUUGGCAAUGGCUCAUAAAUAUCACACACAUUAAUGUAUUGCUUUUAUGCCACUUGACAGAAACUUCAAAUCCUCUGUCCUCUCUGACCUCUGUGUUAUACUCACCCAGGUUCCACCUGUUCCUUUACUGAAGCCAAUUAUAAGCCUUCAUUCCUCCCUGAUGACGAGCUCAAACACCUCAUUCUCAAGGCUGCAGAUGGGUUCCUGUUCGUAGUGGGCUGUGAUCGCGGAAAAAUAGUAUUUGUCUCAGAGUCCGUCGCCAAGACACUGAAUUACAGCCAGGUGAGAAAUCUCAUCAUUAUACGCUUUACUAACAUUUUCAAACUAUUCACAUAAAGAUUCUGUUACAGAAUAAUACGUCUGACGUUCUUUGUUGGCAAUCAUUUUUUUAGGGUGCAUUGGAACAACGUUAGGUUAUGAUUUACUUGGAAUACAUAUCCAUAAUGCAUUUAUUAAAUCUAUAAGCGUUUGAUUAACUUGUUAUAAAUGGUCCCAACCGCAUUAUGUGAGGGAAAAUCACCAAGGGGCUAUGCAUUCUAAGGAAAAGAAUGAACGACGUGGAAGAUGUGUUCUGAUGGAACUGACCUUCCAUGAAGUUGCAUUAUUUUCCUGAGAACGCAUAGAGCCCCAAGUUGAUUAUCACUUCUAUACCAUGGCUAUAAUAUUAACACAUUUGCCGCUACAAAUGUGUUCAUUUGUCGGUAGAAAUGUGUUUAAUAUCCACUGAAGUAGCUAGCAAGUUUACUAGAUAGCUACAGUCGUUGCCAUGGUAACCAACCAGGCUUGCUAGUUUAGCUAACCAAACCAUCAGUCGUAGCUUGCCAUUAUGAAAAUCUAAUUCAUCAAUGCCAUUAAUUUUUUCAAUUAGACUUUUCCUUUCAAAAGCAGCUCAAACAUAGAACAUGUAAAAAUGAACUAUAGCCAUUGAAUUCUACCGUGCAAAUAUACCAUGCGUUAUAGGAAAUAAUGCACGCUCUAGGAUGCACUUCAAGCCAACCAGAAACAAGUAUUCAACAAUGUCAUGCUAUGCAAUAGCUCAUAUUUAUGUAACUUCAUAGAUGCAUCAUUACAAUGACGCUGCUGCUACUCUCUGUUUAUUAUCUAUGCAUAGUCACUUUAAGAACUUUACCUACAGUUGAAGUUGGAAGUUUACAUACACCUUAGCCAAAUACAUUUAAACUCAGAUUUUCACAAUUCCUGAUAUUUAAUCCUAGUAAAAAUUCCCCGUCUUAUGUCAGUUAGGAUCACCGCUUUAUUUUAAGAAUGUGAAAUGUCAGAAUAAUAGUAGAGAGAAUGAUUUAUUUCAGCUUUUAUUUCUUUCAUCACAUUGCCAGUGGGUCAGAAGUUUACAUACACUCAAUUAGUAUUUGGUAGCAUUGCCUUUUAAAUGGUUUAACUUGGGUCAAACGUUUCGGGUAGCCUUCCAUUUUGGCCCAUUCCUCCUGACAGAGCUGGUGUAACUGAGUCAGGUUUGUAGGCCUCCUUGCUCUCACAUGCUUUUUCAGUUCUGCCCACAAAUCUUCUAUAGGAUUGAGGUCAGGGCUUUGUGAUGGCCACUCCAAUACCUUGACUUUGUUGUCCUUAAGCCAUUUUGCCACAACUUUGGAAGUAUGCUUGGGUUCAUUAUCCAGAGCGACUUACAGGAGCAAUUAGGGUUAAGUGCCUUGCUCAAGGGCACAUCGACAGACUUUACACCUAGUCAGCUCGGGGAUUAGAACCAGCGACCUUUCGGUUACUGGCACAACGCUCUUAACCACUAAGCUACCUGCCGCUACCUGCGACCAAGCUUUAACUUCCUGACUGAUGUCUUGAGAUGUUGCUUCAAUAUAUCCACAUAAUCUUCCUUCCUCAUAAUGCCAUCUAUUUUGUGAAGUACACCAGUCCCUCCUGCAGCAAGGCACCCCCACAACAUGAUGCUGCCACCCCCAUGCUUCACGGUUGGGAUGGUGUUCUUCAGCUUGCAAGCCACCCGCUUUUUCCUCCAAACAUAACGAUGGUCAUUAUGGCCAAACAGUUCUAUUUUUGUUUCAUCAGACCAGAGGACAUUUCUCCAAAAAGUACGAUAUUUUUCCCCAUGUGCAGUUGCAAACCGUAGUCUGGCUUUUUUAUGGCGGUUUUGGAGCAGUGGCUUCUUCCUUGCUGAGCGGCCUUUCAGGUUAUGUCGAUAUAGGACUCGUUUUACUGUGGAUAUAGAUACUUUUGUACCUGUUUCCUCCAGCAUCUUCACAAGGUCCUUUGCUGUUGUUCUGGGAUUGAUUUUCACUUUUCGCACAAAAGUACGUUCAUCUCUAGGAGACAGAACGCGUCUCCUUCCUGAGCGGUAUGACAGCUGCGUGGUCCCAUGGUGUUUAUACUUGCGUACUAUUGUUUGUACAGAUGAACGUGGUACCUUAAGGCGUUUGGAAAUUGCUCCCAAGGAUGAACCAGACUUGUGUAGGUCUACAAUUUCUUUUCUGAGGUCUUGGCUGAUUUCUUUUGAUUUUCCCAUGAUGUCAAGCAAAGAGGCACUGAGUUUGAAGGUAGGCCUUGAAAUACAUCCACAGUUACACCUCCAAUUGACUCAAAUGAUGUCAAUUAGCCUAUCAGAAGCUUCUAAAGCCAUGACAUAAUUUUCUGGAAUUUUCCAAGCUGUUUAAAGGCACAGUCAACUUAGUGUAUGUAAACUUCUGACCCACUGGAAUUGUGAUACAGUGAAUUAUAAGUGAAAUAAUCUGUCUGUAAACAAUUAUUGGAAAAAUUACUUGUGUCAUGCACAAAGUAGAUGUCCUAACCGACUUGCCAAAACUAUAGUUUGUUAACAAGAAAUUUGUGGAGUGGUUGAAAAACUAGUUUUAAUGACUCCAACCUAAGUGUAUGUAAACUUCCGACUUCAACUGUACAUGUACAUAUUACCUCGACUAACCGGUUCCCCCGUACAUUGACUCAGUACCGGUACCCCCUGUAUAUAGUCUCGCUAUUGUUAUUUUUACUGCUUUACUCUUUAAUUAUUUCUUACUUUUAUUUUUAUUUUUUUUAGGUAUUCUUUCUUAAAACUGCAUUGUUGGUUAAGGGCUUGUAAGUAAGCAUUUCACUGUAAGGUCUACACAUGUUGUAUUCGGCGCAUGUGACAAAUAACAUUUGAUAUUGUCAUCAUUAUGGCUGUUCUCAAAAGUGUGCUUCUGUCAUACCAGUGUUGGUGAAUAUGCCAAAAGGUCAAACCUCGUUUUGAAAAUUAUACUGAUAUAUAGCCUGUACUAGCCCCAUUUCCCCCACCAGCCGGUAUAGGCCUGUGACUUACCAGAUUGGCAAACUGCACAGUUAAUAACCAUGAAGUGCUGAACUAUAAAUGCUUUUUUUCUUUUUGGUGGGGGGUGGGGUAGGGGGAGGGUAGAAGGAUAACUUUUAUCCUAUCCCAGGUAUUCCUUAAAGAGGUGGGGUUUCAAGUGUCUCCGGAAGGUGGUGAGUGACUCCGCUGUCCUGGCGUCAUGAGGGAGAUUGUUCCACCAUUGGGGUGCCAGAGCAGCGAACAGUUUUGACUGGGCUGAGCGGGAACUGUGCUUCCGCAGAGGUAGGGGGGCCAGCAGGCCAGAGGUGGAUGAACGCAAUGCCCUCGUUUGGGUGUAGGGACUGAUCAGAGCCUGAAGGUACAAGGUGCCGUUCCCCUCACAGCUCCGUAGGCAAGCACCAUGGUCUUGUAGCAGAUGCGAGCUUCAACUGGAAGCCAGUGGAGUGUGCGGAGGAGCGGGGUGACGUGAGAGAACUUGGGAAGGUUGAACACCAGACGGGCUGCAGCGUUCUGGAUGAGUUGUAGGGGUUUAAUGGCACAGGCAGGGAUCCCAGCCAACAGCGAGUUGCAGUAAUCCAGACGGGAGAUGACAAGUGCCUGGAUUAGGACCUGUGCCGCUUCCUGUGUAAGGCAGGGUCGUACUCUGCGAAUGUGGUAGAGCAUGAACCUACAGGAUCGGGUCACCGCUUUGAUGUUAGCGGAGAACGACAGGGUGUUGUCCAGGGUCACGCCAAGGUUCUUUGCACUCUGGGAGGAGGACACAACGGAGUUGUCAACUGUGAUGGCGAGAUCAUGGAGCGGGCAGUCCUUCCCCGGGAGGAAGAGCAGCUCCGUCUUGCCGAGGUUCAGCUUGAGGUGGUGAUCCGUCUGCCAGACACGCAGAGAUGCGAUUCGCCACCUGGUUAUCAGAAGGGGGGAAGGAGAAGAGUAAUUGUGUGUCGUCUGCGUAGCAAUGAUAGGAGAGACCAUGUGAGGAUAUGACAGAGCCAAGUGACUUGGUGUAUAGAGAGAAUAGGAGAGGGCCUAGAACUGAUCCCUGGGGGACACCAGUGGUGAGAGCACGUGGUGCGGAGACAGAUUCUCGCCACGCCACCUGGUAGGAGCGACCUGUGAGGUAGGACACAAUCCAAGAGUGAGCCGCGCCGGAGAUGCCCAACUCGGAGAGGGUGGAGAGGAGGAUCUGAUGGUUCACAGUAUCAAAGGCAGCAGAUAGGUCUAGAAGGAUGAGAGCAGAGGAGAGAGAGUUAGCUUUAGCAGUGCGGAGAGCCUCCGUGACACAGAGAAGAGCAGUCUCAGUUGAAUGACCAGUCUUGAAACCUGACUGGUUUGGAUCAAGAAGAUCAUUCUGAGAGAGAUGGCAAGAGAGUUGGCUAAAGACGGCAGGCUCAAGAGUUUUGGAGAGAAAAGAAAGAAGGGAUACUGGUCUGUAGUUGUUGACAUCGGAGGGAUCGAGUUUAGUUUUUUUGAGAAGGGGUGCAACUCUCGCUCUCUUGAAGACGGAAGGGACAUAGCCAGUGAUCAAGGAUGAGUUGAUGAGCGAGGUGAGGUAAGGGAGAAGGUCUCCGGAAAUGGUCUGGAGAAGAGAGGAGGGGAUAGGGUCAAGCGGGCAGGUUGUUGGGCGGCCGGCCGUCACAAGUCGCAAGACUUCAACUACACUUUUUAAUCCGUAAAAUGUACCCUGAGGAUUCAACCCUGUGGGGAUAUUCAUGCCCCUUUUGGCCUCAGUGAGAGGAAGAAGGUAAGCCACUGGCCAGUGGGGGAAAUGAAGCUAGUACAGGCUAUAUAUCAGCAUAAUUUUCAGCAUAAAAUGGUUUGGCCGUUUGGCAUAUUCACUAACACUGGUAAUGCAGUUAGGACCUGUUAUAACACGUUCAUGAAAUGCUUAAAGAUGUGGUAUGAAUGCGUUAUGGAUAUGUAGUCAAAGUAAAUUGUUACUUAUUAUCAGCAAGUGGAGUUGAUUGGUUGAUUUUGAAGUUUGUUUUUGUUUACAGACAGAACUGAUUGGACAGAGUCUCUUUGACUACAUUCACCCAAAGGACAUGGGGAAAGUAAAGGAGCAGCUCUCAGCUUCUGAGUUAUACCCCCGCGAGAGACUAAUAGAUGCCAAAAGUAAGUGUGUGUGUGUGACUCUUGGCUGUGUGCGGGGGACAUGGUGUGCAAAGUAAGGUGUGUGUAUUUUCCAUAAGGAAAAUGUUGACCACAGGAAUGCUGAAAUGACACAGUGGUAGGUGGCUGGGUGGUUUCCAUAAAAAGUAGAGCAGUGUUACGCCCUAACACAUAGGGUUCCUCCUCCCAGGAAGUGAGUCAGCAGCCGGUGAAGGAAAGCUCUCAGGAGUGUGUGACUCAGGAGUGGAGUUUACCUUGGCCCCUGCCAUCUCAGGAGUGUGUGACUCAGGAGUGGAGUUUACCUUGGCCCGUGCCAUGGAGAACACUGCACUGUGUCAGUGGGUCAGUGGGAUGAUUGUCUGAGAAGUGGGCAGGACCUUAUGGACUCAAAUUUUAAAGCAGUGUUGUACUCUUGCCGGACAGUUGUAGUGGAAAACAUCAAUUUCUGAGAAUGUAGUUUUGACAUAGAAAAGACCUGUAUUGUUUCUUGCAGUGAUGAAUAUUCUCAGCUGAUCUAUCGUGUGUGUGUGUCGCUCUGGAUAAGAGCAUCUGCUAAAUGACAAAAAUCUACAAAUGUAAAUGUGAGAGGAAUUGAGUUGGCAUUGUAUGUGUGUGUAUGUUACUCAGUCUCCACUGUGUGUAUGCCUCUGUCUAAUCGGCCUUUCCUCUCCCCAGCGGGCCUGCAGGUCCAGGCUGACCUCCCGGUCGGAGCAGCUCGGCUGUGUCCAGGUGCGCGACGCUCCUUCUUCUGCCGCAUGAAGUACCACAAGAUAUCAGUCAAACAGGAGGACAAGGAAUUCCAGCCCAGUACCUCCAAAAAGAAAGGUAGUGGAAAAGUCUGUCCACAUUAUAAAGUAUGGUAUGGUCUUCAUAGAUUUGAUGGAUAUGAACCUGUCUGUACAACAUUGAGAGAAUAGUCUCCCCUCUGUGGAUUGGUGUGAAGGAAAAUAGUUUCCCAUCUGUUCCUUAAAAGUUAUUGUGUGUGCAAGGCAGAAUGGACUUUUUUUUCUUAAUUUUUUUAAUUAAAUGUAUUCUCUGGAUUGGAAUAGUUGCUAAACAAUGAAUGUAAAUGUGUACAUUAAAAGAUGUAACUGUAAUGGAAAAAGUUUAAUUGUCUACCUGCCGCGCUGUCUCCCACUGUAGAGUCUGAGAAGUACUGCACUGUCCACUGCACGGGCUACAUACGCAGCUGGCCCACCAGUCAGCUUGGGGAGGAAGGGGGCGAGGGGGAGGCUGACAAGGACAGCUCCCACUUCAGCUGCCUGGUGGCCGUGGGCCGCGUCCACCCCCACGUUGCCUCUCUGGUCAGCGGGGUCAACGACGUCCUGGUCAAAGCAACGGAGUUCGUCACACGCUAUGCCAUGGACGGCAAGUUCACCUUCGUCGACCAACGGUGAUUGUUUUCCUCUCUUUUUUGAUUUAAUGUUUAGGUUCAUGUUACACUCAAUGGGAAGGAAUUCAAAGUUCUUCCUCUUGGUCUCCAAGCACUGGAUGGUAAAUACAGAAUAAUGAAAACUGGAUAAUGUAAUUAUCCCGCGAGACCCAUGACAGUGUGUAUGUGGUGUCUCUCAAGAGUCUGGGUCACUGAAUCGUAUGACACAUAUCACUCAGACUUGAGUUGCCUUUAAUUGAACAACAGCACAAAUUUGUUCUUAUCAUCAAUAACAGAGGCCAGACUGACCUCUUCAUAACCACAUUGGCUCCUCUGAAGAAGUAAUGACUUGAAAUCACGUGAUAACUAACAAUGUGUUCUACACCUACUCCUUACAGAGCCACCACUGUCCUAGGAUACUUACCCCAGGAGCUGCUUGGGACGUCAUGCUACGAAUACUUCCAUCAAGAUGACUUGCCACAUUUAGCAGAACGUCAUCGAAAAGGUAGGAUUUCGUUGGUUCAGCCAGUGGUUGAUUACCGAACUUGUUUAUGCUGUCGCUCGCCCCAAGCCUUUCCUAUGACCAACCCGAGAGACGAUAAACAUUCAUAGUCUUCCCUAGAAUUCCUAGAAUUUGGAAACAAAUCGUAACCCAGGAGCCAGAGACUAGCCACAACCCACCAGUAGGCCCCAAACCACUACAUGGGAGAAAAGGUCCUAGUUUUGAGCCAUGUUGCUAUUUUAUGCCAUGGCACCUGUCUGCAUUACCCAACUUCAAUGUUUUUUCCUAGUUUCAGAAUUCCCCCAAGUUUUCCCAUGGUUACCCUCCGGUAUUCCAACGAAAUGGUCAUAAAAAAUUAAAAAGAAAAACAUUCCUAUUUGCUUGCCAUAAGCAUCUUUUAGGCUAUUAUUACCCUUGUUCUAACCAUUACCUAGAUGUUAAAUAUAUGUUCUUUAUUCUAUCUCCUCUAACUUUCACACCUUUUCCUUUCAGUGCUGCGGAGUAAAGAGAAAAUAGAGACAAAUUGCUACAAAUUCAGAACGAAACAUGGCUCUUUUGUCACACUACAAAGUCAGAUGUUUAGUUUUAUAAAUCCCUGGACCAAAGAAGUAGAAUACAUAGUGUCAACCAAUACUGUCAUAUCGUAAGUACAAGCCUUAUCCUUACUCCUCCUUAGGAUCGUCACUGAUCUUUCUGUACUGUUGUAGGUUUGUGACACUGUAAUUCAACCUUUUUUCUCAAACCUUUUUCCCAAAACGGUUCUUUCAUGUGUCCACAUUCUCUCAUGUCUCCAGCAGUGACCACAGUCGAACAGACAGAUCUGGGGACAAAGCAGAACAGUUGAGUAAUUCCAAGGCUUCUGAAGGUCAGUUGAGGUGUCGACUUGAAAACGCUGACGAUUUGGUGUUAUAUAAGCAUUGAGGUCUAUAGCUAAAUUGACCUAACCUGUUGCUAAUGAAUGUUUUCCUUCUAGACGAUGGCAAUAAGUCUCUCCCCAUCAUCCUGGGGAUCUCCAGUACUUCCAGUACCAUGGUCUACGCGGGGAGUAUCGGGACCCAGAUCGCUAAUGAGCUGCUGGACUACAACAGGUGGGGCGAUGGCAUGUGGUAGCCUAUCAGUGUAGACAGACAUGUGGCAGAGAAAUGGGAGGGCAGAGAUGUGUGUGUGUGUAAAUAAUCAUUAUCCAUAAAUAUAUAUACAUACAGUACCAGUCAAAGGUUUGGACACACCUACUCAUUCAAGGGUUUUUCUUUAUUUUUACUAUUUUCUAUAUUCUACACAAAACUAUGAAAUAACACAUAUGGAAACCAAAAAAGUGUUAAACAAAUCAAAAUAUAUUGUAUAUUUUAGAUUAUUUAAAGUAGCCACCCUUUGCCUUGAGGACAGCUUUGCACACUCUUGGCAUUCUCUCAACCAGCUUCACCUGGAAUGCUUUUCUAACAGUCUUGAAGGAGUUCCCACAUAUGCUGAGCACUUGUUGGCUGCUUUUCCUUCACUCUGUGGUCAAACUCAUCCCAAUCCAUCUCAAUUGGGUUGAGGUCGGACGAUUGUGGAGGCCAGGUCAUCUGAUGCAGCACUCCAUCACUCUCCUUCUUGGUCAAAUAGCCCUUACACAGCCUGGAGGUGUGUUGGGUGAUUGUCCUGUUGAAAAACAAAUGAUAGUCCCACUAAGCACAAACCAGAUGGGAUGGCGUAUCCUGCAUAAUGCUGUGGUAGCCAUGCUGGUUAAGUGUGCCUUGAAACAUCACAGACAGGGUCACCAGCAAAGCACCUCCACACCAUCACACCUCCUCCUCCAUGCUUCACGGUGGGAACCACACAUGCGGAGAUCAUCCGUUCACCUACUCUGCGUCUCACAAAGACACGGAGGUUGGAACCAAAAAUCUCACAUUUGGACAUAUUUCCACCGGUCUAAUGUCCAUUGCUCUUGUUUCUUGGCCCAAGCAAGUCUCUUCUUCUUAUUGGUGUCCUUUAGUAGUAGUUUCUUUGCAGCAAUUCGACCAUGAAGGCCUGAUUCACACAGUCCCCUCUGAACAGUUGAUGUUGAGAUAUGUCUGUGACUUGAACUCUGUGAAGCAUUUAUUUGGGCUGCAAUCUGAGGUGCAGUUAACUCUAAUGAACUUAUCCUCUGCAGCAGAGGUAACUCUGGGUCUUCCUUUCCUGUGGCGGUCCUCAUGAGAGCCAGUUUCAUCAUAGCGCUUAAUGGUUUUUGCGAUUGCACUUGAAGAAACGUUCAAAGUUCUUUAUAUUUUCCGUAUUGACUGACCUUCACGUCUUAAAGUAAUGAUGAACUGUCGUUUCUCUUUGCUUAUGUGAGCUGGGCUAUCUUCUGUAUACCACCCCUACCUUGUCACAACACAACUGAUUUGGCUCAAAUGCAUGAAGAAGGAAAGAAAUUCCACAAAUUAACUUUUAACAAGGCACACCUGUUAAUUGAAAUGCGUUCCAGGUGACUACCUCAUGAAGCUUGUUGAGAGAAUGCCAAGAGUGUGCAAAGCUGUCAAGGCAAAGGGUGGCUACUUUGAAGAAUCUCAAAUAUAAAAUAUAUUUUGAUUUGUUUAACACUUUUUUGGGUACUACAUGAUUCCAUGUGUUAUUUCAUAGUUUCUACAAUGUAGAAAAUAGUAAAAAAUAAAGAAACCCUUGAAUGAGUAGGUGUGUUCAAACUUUUGACUGGUACUGUGUAUAUACACUGCUCAAAAAAAUAAAGGGAACACUUAAACAACACAAUGUAACUCCAAGUCAAUCACACUUCUGUGAAAUCAAACUGUCCACUUAGGAAGCAACACUGAUUGACAAUACAUUUCACAUGCUGUUGUGCAAAUGGAAUAGACAACAGGUGGAAAUUAUAGGCAAUUAGCAAGACACCCCCAAUAAAGGACUGCUUUUGCAGGUGGUGACCACAGACCACUUCUCAGUUCCUAUGCUUCCUGGCUGAUGUUUUGGUCACUUUUGAAUACUGGCAGUGCUUUCACUCUAGUGGUAGCAUGAGACGGAGUCUACAACCCACACAAGUGGCUCAGGUAGUUGCAGCUCAUCCAGGAUGGCACAUCAAUGCGAGCUGUGGCAAGAAGGAUUGCUGUGUCUGUCAGCGUAGUGUCCAGAGCAUGGAGGCGCUACCAGGAGACAGGCCAGUACAUCAGGAGACGUGGAGGAGGCCGUAGGAGGGCAACAACCCAGCAGCAGGACUGCUACCUCCGCCUUUGUGCAAGGAGGAGCACUGCCAGAGCCCUGCAAAAUGACCUCCAGCAGGCCACAAAUGUGCAUGUGUCUGCUCAAACGGUCAGAAACAGACUCCAUGAGGGUGGUAUGAGGGCCCGACGUCCACAGAUGGGGGUUGUGCUUACAGCCCAACACCGUGCAGGAUGUUUGGCAUUUGCCAGAGAACACCAAGAUUGGCAAAUUCGCCACUGGCGCCCUGUGCUCUUCACAGAUGAAAGCAGGUUCACACUGAGCACAUGACAGACGUGACAGAGUCUGGAAACGCCGUGGAAAACGUUCUGCUGCCUGCAACAUCCUCCAGCAUGACCGGUUUGGCGGUGGGUCAGUCAUGGUGUGGGGUGGCAUUUCUUUGGGGGGCCGCACAGCCCUCCAUGUGCUCGCCAGAGGUAGCCUGACUGCCAUUAGGUACCGAGAUGAGAUCCUCAGACCCCUUGUGAGACCAUAUGAUGGUGCGGUUGGCCCUGGGUUCCUCCUAAUGCAAGACAAUGCUACACCUCAUGUGGCUGGAGUGUGUCAGCAGUUCCUGCAAGAGGAAGGCAUUGAUGCUAUGGACUGGCCCGCCUGUUCCCCAGACCUGAAUCCAAUUGAGCACAUCUGGGACAUCAUGUCUCGCUCCAUCCACCAACGCCACGUUGCACCACAGACUGUCCAGGAGUUGGCGGAUGCUGUAGUCCAGGUCUGGGAGGAGAUCCCUCAGGAGACAAUCUGCCACCUCAUCAGGAGCAUGCCCAGGCGUUGUAGGGAGGUCAUACAGGCACGUGGAGGCCACACACACUACUGAGCCUCAUUUUGACUUGUUUUAAGGACAUUACAUCAUAGUUGGAUCAGCCUGUAGUGUGGUUUUCCACUUUAAUUUUGAGGGUGACUCCAAAUCCAGACCUCCAUGGGUUGAUAAAUUUGAUUUCCAUUGAUACAUUUUGUGUGAUUUUGUUGUCAGCACAUUCAACUGUGUAAAGAAAAAAGUAUUUCAUGAGAUUAUUUCAUUCAUUCAGAUCUAGGAUGUGUUAUUUUAGUGUUCCCUUUAUUUCUUUGAGCAGUGUAUAUUAUUCUUUAUGGAUAAUGAUGUCAUUGGAUGCCCAUCAACUUGUGGAUGAAGAAUAGCAGCCUGUGAAGUUAUAGCUAUAGAACUGGGUCAGUGGGGGGCAACGUUCCAAUAGAAAUAUUUGAUGUACAACUGGUAUGUCAUUUGGGGAAUCGUGUCAGCUCUACAAGACAUUUCUAUCUGCAACCUUCAGUGCAUGGCACCCUCUUGACAAGAUCCGGGUGUUGUGAUUCCUGGUGAAACUUUUGAAACUGCAAUAAGCUGUCAAAAACACUCCAGAGAAGUUGCAGGUAUAAAAGGCGCACAAGUUUGGACCCUCGAGUGCCUAGAGAUCAAAAUAUGUUGUUCUUUAAUUUAUAUAAUUAUGAAUUAGCUAUGCUUGAAUGUGAACAAGGAUGUAGUUGGUACAGGUCACUGGAUAUAUUCUGUUUGGCAUUGUUGUCUCUGUACCAAAGCAGUAAACAAGUACAGAAAUGCCUGAGGUGUGUGUGAUUGUUGUCAUCAGUUUGAUCUGUCUGUUUUAGGAUGAACUCAUCCCCAUCCAGCGGUAAUGUCAGCCCCUUCACUGUGCUGAAGGACAAGUCUCCUCUGCAACUCACACUGUCCAGCAGCAACGUAAGUCUCCAGUGUGUGUGCGCAGUGUGUCAGCGUGAGCAUGAGCGUGUGUGUGUUAAUGUAUGUAUUGCUUUAGUAACUUUUUCCCCAUGUCUCAUUGAGGUGCCAAAUGGAGAGGUGGCAGACCUGGAGAUGCCAGGGAAGUCCAGUUCAGAGGAAGGAGAACAACAAGAACACAGAAGACCACAAUUCCCUGCAGGAGAAUCACUCAUGGGUACAACACCACAUCUAGCCCAUUAUAACCUUGACUAGUUUAGAAUUUGUCCUUGUCCUUUGUGAUACUGAUAUGAGAGUGUUUGGUGAUGGUAAUAUUCUUGCUCUCUCUCUUUCUUCCCCUCUGUCUCUCACGCUUUCUCUGUCCCCUCUCUUUCGCUCUCUCUUUGCUUCACUGUCUCUACUCCCCCAGGGGAAACUUCCCAGCUGGAUAUGGAGAAUAUGAUGGACCCCGGCCUGGGAGGCCUUAGUAAUGAUGAGGCAGCCAUGGCAGUGAUAAUGAGCCUGCUGGAGACGGACGCCAACCUGGGCGAGGCUGUGGUCAUGGACGAGAUGAACUGGUCCCUCUGAACUGGUCCCUCUUUGGCGCAGCUCUACUGAAACUCGCCACAUCUCACACACUGCACUGAUCCCCCCCCCGGCUCUCUGAAACACACUGCAGUUCUCUAUAACUCGACCCGAACACAGCGUUUCCCUCAGUACAGUUUUCUCUAUCACCAGGUAUCAGCUCUCUUUUUAAAACAGAUUUGUAUUUAUUUAUUAGUUGUUGUUUAAUUUUUUCCACAUAAGCUGUGUAAUCUUCAGGUGGCUGCUUUAAAAAAAGACAAUGGGAUCGAUUGGCGAUAAGGGACACCAGCUCGCCACCACUUUCAUUAGGUGGAAGAGAAGAGUCUGAAGCUGUGCCUAAAAAGCCUUUAAGGCGGCCAUUUUGACUGUUUUGACUUAUCUGCUUUCCUCAGACCUACAGGUCACGUUCCCCUGCUCAGACGUUGCAUGCAUCUACCAAUGAUUGCUUGCCA
Molecule: messenger RNA, 15392 nt
Organism: Coregonus sp. 'balchen'
Lineage: Eukaryota; Metazoa; Chordata; Actinopteri; Salmoniformes; Salmonidae
Source: the annotation of a GenBank genome assembly